UCCACCACAUACACACACACACACACACACACACAAAUAAAUAACAAAGGCACUUUUAAGAGUCACGUUCGUCUUGUUCACCUUUACCCAUCACCUGUACUCUCUUCAGCUCUCUUUCUCGCUCCCCUCUCCUCUCUUUGUCUCUCUUUGUCCCCCCUCCCUGUAUAUUUAUUUAUUUGUCCAUCUCUUUGUUGUGAGUCUUUCUGUCUGUUUGUUUUUCUGUCCAUCACUAUGUCCAUGAGUGAUUCAGAAAUCCAAGAAAAUCUAAUGGUCUUGGAUAACUUGGUUGAUCAUCAAGAACUGAAGGAUGAGCUCCAAAGUCUUGAUGACUUUCUUGGUGAGCUGCAAGAAGAGGAGGCGGCAGCAGCACCAUCAAAGACACCUGAGCCAAGGCAACCAAAGGUGCACUGGAGAAAAAGAGACGUGCAUGGAAAUAUUGUCUAUGCAAGGCCGAGAUCAAGCAGGGAUCAGUCAAAAAAGGCUGAUCACAUUCAGAACACUGAUCCUACCUUCAAUGCUCCUGACACUAACUGUGAGGUGGCCUUUGCUCCAGAGACUGUUGAGUGUUUUCUACAAGAUCUCCAGCACUCACUGAGCGAUUCCUCAGGUGAUGAGGCAUCACCUCUUGGAACCCCAAGAGAUCCUCUUCUGGCAUCCUCGAACUGGGGCAUUCGUCAGAGUCUCUUUUCAGAGAGGUGGAGGGCAGAGAGACCCCGUCUGGUAAACACGGCUGCAGCAAAAGAAAGUGUGGCAACACACAUCUGCCAGCAGUGUUGGAGCAGUCCAGCAGUUAUCCGGUGCAGUGACUGUCGACCACACCCCUUCUUCUGUGCUGAAUGUGACAUCAGCAUGCACACCAGACAUGUCCUCCACAAUAGAGAUGCCAUGACUGCUGGCUUCUUCCAGCAAUUGCCUCCAACAACUGUCGUGGUCGAUAAGGCUCUUUCCCAAUGUGUGCGGCUUGUACCUGUGGAAAUGCCUGACAAAAUCUGUGGUUGUUCACCAGAGUCAUUGAGGGUCAGUCCAGGAAAGACUGUUGCUGUGGUCACAAUGAAUGGACGAUAUGAUCUAAGCAUGCCCGAGUUAUUUUGUGAGGCAUGCCAAGCCACUUGGACUGCUGCAGUGGCCGACCUUAACAGCAGUGACUACUGGCCGGCAACUCUUCAGUUUGCCACAAUUUAUACUACCGAUAUAUUUUUCUCAUUUGAGGAAAUGAAGAUGGUGGCACCAGGACUGUCCUGUCAAGCAUUUUUAAGAAUGCUGGAUCAGCGAACUGUUCGCUUUGGUCGUAUCUGAGGAACAGGCCAUCUUUGAAGGCAUCUUUAUAGCCAAAGAUGAAGAUGUUACAAGAUUUGUGGACCACAUUCACAGCACAACCAAACAUGUCAGUGGGAGAGGUGUUUGUGGAGGGGAGUGGUCAGCAGCCAGAGAGACCUCACAAAGAUCUGCCAGCAAGGUAGACGAAGAGGGAUUGGAGGUUGCGGUUUGUCGGCACGGAGUGCUUCUCUGUGCUUUAAAUAUGUACAGGGGUGAAAUUUUUGCCUAUCCCCUGUACCUUCAAGAAAAGUUGGCCAGUAGGCAAGUCACUUUUUUUUGUAUGGAUGUGACCUGCAAAUAUUGGCCCUACCUGCAAAGAGUUACAAAAAGCUGCCCAGAGCUCCAGCACCUCCUUAACAUGAGACCAUUCCUUUCGGUAUUUCAUGCCAAAGCCCAUGAUUUUAAAUGUGAGGUGAAAUGGAGUGGGUCGUAUCAGGAUGGGGCUGGACUAACACUAGGGGAGGAGGUGGAACAGUGCAAUGCCUUCCUCUCUAGGAUUGCAGUGACAACAAAACAUAUGUCAAAAGCAGGACGCACAGACAUGCUGACUCUCAUGGCCAUGCGAUGGAAUCAGCAAAAGUUCCGAAAUUUGGCAGUUUCACUGACUCGCCGAUAUCAGAAGACCAGAAAAGCUCUGCAAAGCCAGUUACAAAACCUAGAGUCCUUGAAAGCCCAAUUGGCAGUGACAGAGAGCUAACUGGAAGACUGGGUCAGUGAUGUAAAGGAGUGGGCAGGCGCAAGAGUAACAACCACAAAUGAUGCUGAUGGCU
Messenger RNA from Carassius gibelio (silver crucian carp), 2087 nucleotides. RefSeq lists its product as uncharacterized. Lineage: Eukaryota; Metazoa; Chordata; Actinopteri; Cypriniformes; Cyprinidae. The coding region runs from base 232 to 1296 and encodes 354 amino acids. The record is from RefSeq and is a predicted model, not a curated record. The transcript has 11 exons.